Molecule: messenger RNA, 2626 nt
Organism: Lampris incognitus (smalleye Pacific opah)
Lineage: Eukaryota; Metazoa; Chordata; Actinopteri; Lampriformes; Lampridae
Gene: adam23b
Product: disintegrin and metalloproteinase domain-containing protein 23
Exons: 26
Coding region: 57-2405 (782 amino acids)
Biological process (GO): proteolysis
Cellular component (GO): presynaptic membrane
Molecular function (GO): metalloendopeptidase activity
Source: RefSeq, a predicted model, not a curated record
CGCGCGCUGUCCCCCUGCGUCGAUGUAAAGAUAAUGUCAGACAUCAAAUAUGAAUCAUGCGUCUGAUAUUUCUGGCAAAUUUGGUCGCGAGCGUCCUCUCACCGUGGCUUCAUCCAUCGGUAGCGUCAUCUGUGUCUCAAGGAGUAGAGAACGAGGUUGAGAGGGACGCAGUGCCAGCACUGCCGGAGCAACAGGCGACUGCAGCACCUGCCACGGGCAACGCAACCCACCAUGCAGUGGAGCAGGAGAUCGCCUACCCCUCUCGGCUGAUCUACUACCUGAACGAGGACUCCGAGAGCACCUACCAUGACCUGGACACGCGGGCUAAAAACCAGGCCACGGAGGGCAAGGCGGUCCACCUCGCUCAAGCCAGUUUUCAGUUAGAGGCAUUUGGCUCCAGAUUUGUUCUGGACCUAACAUUAAACAAUGACCUGUUAUCCUCCGAUUAUGUCGAAAUCCACUACGAAGGGGGGAAACCAGUUCUAUCUAAGGGCGGGGAGCACUGCUACUACCAUGGCCAGGUGAGGGGGAACGAUGAGUCCCGCGUGGCCAUGUCUACCUGCAACGGGCUGCAUGGAAUGUUUGACGAUGGAGUCCACGUAUACCAGAUCGAGCCCUUACAGCAGACUCACUCCAUUGAUACAGCUGCAAGGCCGCACACGCUUCGCAGAACACCCAGCCCUCAGUGGAAGUACGAGCCGGAGGAGCAGGCAGAGGAGGAAACGCUGUUUGCAGAACUAGACGACUUGUCCUGGCUGAAGAGUCGGAAAAAGCGAGCUAUGCCUCGCAAUAUAUUCGAGGAGAUGAAGUAUUUGGAAAUUAUGAUUGUCAGUGACCACAGCAUGUACAAACGAUACAAGACCAAGCAGUACACGAAGAAUUUCGCAAAGUCAGUGGUCAACCUCGUGGAUGCUAUCUUCAAAGAGCAUCUGCACACGCGUGUGGUGCUUGUUGCUGUGGAGAUCUGGACAGACAAGGAUCAGAUCCCCAUCAGUGUGAAGCCGCUGGAGAUGCUGCGAGAUUUCUCCAAGUACCGACAGCAGAGCAUCAAGCAACACGCAGACACCGUGCACCUCUUCUCCAAUGUGACCUUCCACUACCGCAAGAGCAGCGCCGCGUACUUCGGGGGGAUGUGCUCCGUGAGCCGGGGGGUCGGGGUCAACGAGUACGGCACCACCUGGUCCAUGGCGGUGUCUCUGUCCCAGAGCCUGGCGCAGAACCUGGGCAUCCAGUGGGACCCGGCGUCCAGGAGAAAGGAGUGCGGUUGCGCGGAUUCUUGGUUUGGUUGCAUAAUGGAGGACACUGGAGUGCAACACCCUCGGAAGUUCUCCAAGUGCAGCAUCUCCGACUACAAGGAGUUCCUCUUGAAAGGCGGAGGGUCGUGUCUGUUCAAAAGGCCAAACAAGCUGUUUGAGGCAACAGAGUGUGGGAAUGGGUAUGUGGAGGUGGGAGAGGAGUGCGACUGCGGUGCGAGAGCGGAGUGCUAUAAGGAAUGCUGUAAGAAGUGCUCCCUGGCCAAUGGUGCACACUGCAGUGACGGCCCAUGUUGCAAUAAUACCUGUCUGUUUUAUCCACGGGGGUACAGCUGCCGCUACGCUGUAAAUGACUGUGACAUCUCAGAGACCUGCUCUGGAGACUCUGGACAGUGCCCUCCCAACCUCCACAAACAAGAUGGCUACCCCUGCCAUCUAAACCAGGGACGCUGCUACAACGGAGAGUGCAAGACCAGAGAAAACCAGUGCAAAUACAUCUGGGGGCCAAAAGCAGGCGGCUCGGAGAAGCUCUGCUACGAGAAGUUAAACACAGAGGGGACGGAGAAGGGCAACUGUGGAAAGGAUGGCGAGAAAUGGGUCCAGUGUAGCAAACACGAUGUGUUCUGUGGGUACCUGUUGUGUGCCAACAUCGGGCGAAACCCACGCAUCGGGAUAAUGAAGGGCGAGGCCACCCACACCUCUUUCAACCAUCAGAACAGGGUGAUAGACUGCAGCGGUGGCCAUGUCCUCUUGGACGAUGAGACUGACUUAGGCUAUGUGGAGGAUGGGACUCCCUGCGGGCCAUCGAUGAUGUGCCUUGACCACAAGUGUCUGCCCAUCCAGUCGCUCAACAUGAGCAUCUGCCCCAGCGGACCCAAUGGACAGGUGUGCUCUGCCCAUGGGGUGUGUAACAAUGAAGCCACAUGCACCUGUGACACCACCUGGGCGGGAACAGACUGUAGCAUGCCUGACCCGCCCAAGGAGCCCGAGGCCCGUGAGGACGAAGGACCCAAGGGUCCUAGUGCCACCAAUCUAAUAAUAGGCUCCAUCGCCGGAGCCAUCCUUGUGGCUGCCAUAGUGCUGGGGGGGACUGGAUGGGGCUUUAAAAAUGUGAAGAAGCGACGGUACGACCCCAACGCCUCCGCCAUCUAACCCGGGGAGAGACGCGGCGACCAGAGAGGGACUCCUCUUCCUCCUCCUCCUCCUCCUCCUCCUCCAAGGCUUCCUUUAGUUGGCUACUUGACAGCUGGACUGCACUUAACUGCUGCUGAUCUCUUGGCAUUAGAUUUACUUGAACAAAAAAAAAAGACAUAGUGGACGUUUUAACAACAAAAAGAAAAAUCCAUUGUAGUGGCAUAGAAACGCAGCCUCUU